Molecule: messenger RNA, 3755 nt
Organism: Zeugodacus cucurbitae (melon fly)
Lineage: Eukaryota; Metazoa; Arthropoda; Insecta; Diptera; Tephritidae
Gene: vg
Product: protein vestigial
Exons: 8
Coding region: 2067-3287 (406 amino acids)
Biological process (GO): regulation of transcription by RNA polymerase II
Cellular component (GO): nucleus
Source: RefSeq, a predicted model, not a curated record
CUGGGCGCUGGCAGUGUUGUUUGUAUCUCAGCGCAUGUUGAAUGCGUAACUCGCGCUGAUUCGAAAUCGUUGAAAACGUUGCGCGCUACCAACAGCAUCACAGCAGUGGUGCAAGGGAAGUGUGUGUGGUGUUGCCAGUGACGUUAGUUGGUGAAUCGUCAUUUAACCGCGGCCCAGUGUCGCAUCCGCGUUGUCAUUCAAAUUCGUUAUUCGUUGCAGUUGCAGUUCAAUCAAUAGCGCGACAAUAUUGCGCAAUUAAAUGUGAAGCGCGACAAUUAGCUGAAUUUUUGUGAAUUCCAAGCGUUACUCGACUCGUGUGUCUCGUAUGUGUGCAGUGAGUGUGCGAUCAAAUAGUUUCCAUUGCACGCCGGAAAGCGAAAGUGUGUGUGGCUACGAACAAGUCUAUCUACAAGUAACGCGCUUCUUCGCAUAUUUCUAACCCGUGCGCGUUUGUCGGACUUUUAGUGAAGCGAUCGAAAUAUUUGAGGUAUUUUGGAAUUUGACAUUAGGCGAUUUGGUUAAAUGUUUUUUUUUCUGUGAGUGAAGACUCAAUAAAAAAAUAAAUUCUCGUCGUUUUAAAGAUAGCUGUUGUUUGUGCGUUUGCAAAAAGUAUUUGAAAUAUGUUUCUCGAGAAUUCACGUGAAUAUUUGACGACUCUUUCAACUGUGUAAAAAUUGUCCCUCUGCAUAUUUUAUUAUAAAAGAAUUUAAGUGUGCUGGUGUUUUUGUGAAAUUUGUUGUGAGCAAAAUAUUUUGCUUAAAUUUUUCAUUAAAAAUAACAACAAAAGUAAAAAUUAUGUAAACAAAGUGAUUUAGAAAGCAAAUACAUUUUCAAAAUAUCACUCUUAAGGCGGAUUACAUAAAGCACCACACAAACAAUAAAGUGCAAUUGCUGGUGGCCCGGUCGAUUUCGAUGCGCUGUUGACGCUGAUGAUGACGUGGAUCGCCACAACGGCUUGGCAAGUGUUGUUGAGGGGAAUCUUCGUUGCAGCGGUGAAGGCUGCUCAACCCACCUUGGUGAAUGUGUGAAGGGGAAAGGUGAAAAGUGCAUAACUAUUCUCGGCAGAAUAACAGUCGCACGAUUGUUUAUUUGUGUGUGUGCGGGUAGUACGCGCGAUGAGAGCGAAAUACCAGCGAGUGAAACGUGCAUGAGGUGAUUGGUGAGCAAUUAAAACAUUAUUCGCAAUCGCCAAUCCAUUCCCUCAAUCUCCCCAUGAAUAAGUGCAACAACAAAUAAAUUGUUGUUACUUAAAUGCGCUAACAAAAAGCGUGUAAAAAAAAUAAAGAUAUAAACAAAGAAGAAUAAAUAAUAGAAAAUCGUGUGCUCGGCGGCCCGUUCGUUCGUUCGCUCAAUCGGUUGUGCGUGUAACAUUGCAAACGAAAUACAAAUACAAAUACAACACCUGUGCUGGUGGCAUUGUGUGUGAAUAGUGUGGAAAAGUCUCUGUGUAACUCGUUUUUGCCGUUUGCUUUUGUUAUUUUUUCAAACACGGCAUGUAAAAUGCAAUAAAACUAUUGGCACGAAGAUUUCAUUCCUGGAAUACGGCAUUGCAGCGGAACCAAACAACUGAAUACCAUCACACACCGGUGCAACAACAACUACAAUAACAACAAUUGAGUGUUGUGAUACUAAUAAAAACAACAACUGCAACCGAUAUUAAUAAUACCACACGCACAUUUAAGGAGUUGUACAUAAUAACAAUAACAACAACACGCAAAUCUGUAAAAACAACAACAACAUCUUAGUGAAAAAUAUAAAUUCAAGCCUCAAUUUUUUUGUGGCCAGUGCAUAUUUAAUUGCAGUUAAAUUGAUGCUUUGUGCGUAGAAGUGUUGUGCCUCACUUUGAGAAACCGUUCAUUAUCACAUGCGCAAAAAAAAUAGAAGAAGAAGAAAAAAGUAAAUGCAGUUACUUGGAAAAUUGUUAUAUAAUAAAAGUAAAUAAUUGUGAAACUCCCCUAAUUAAAAUAAACCAGGUAUAAAUCGGCAGAUCAAACAAUAUAGAAUAGCAGCUCAUCAACAACUGUGAUUUUAUAAAAACAAAUUUCAGUCCUUGGAUUACUUGGACGAUGGCAGUGUCCUGCCCCGAAGUUAUGUACGGUGCUUACUAUCCAUAUUUGUAUGGCCGUGCCGGACCAAGUCGUUCAUUUUAUCAAUAUGAAAGGUUCAACCAGGAUCUGUACUCUUCGUCUGGCGUGCAAUUGGCCUCAUCCAGCGCCUCCGGCAGCUCACACUCACCCUGCAGUCCCAUCUUGCCGCCGGCGGUGAGUGCGAAUGCCGCCGCUGCAGCAGUAGCGGCCGCACACAAUACCGCCGCCGCAGUCGUGGCCGUCGCAGCGCAAACGGCCAAUCAGUCGGCGAGCUUAAGCGCAACGACGAGUCUGCCACUGGGCGGCAGCAGCGGUGUGCCCGGCAGCGGAGGUGGUGGCGGUGGUAAUGUUGGAGGUGCUGGUGUGAGUGCGGGCAUCGCUGGUUCUGUGAUCGGUGGCGCCGGUGGCGUGGUGCUCGGCGGUGGUGGUGGAGGCGGCAGCGUAGCGGUCAACAGCGCGAUACAGCACAACAGAGCGCAUACCAAAGAAGAGGAUCUGGGGGUGCCACGAAGUGAUGCCGAAGCCCGUCUGGUGGGUUCGCAUCACAACGAGUCCUCCUGCUCAUCGAGUCCCGAUUCACCUCGUCACAAUUUGCAUGGAGCUCAGGCAAAAGAGCUGCCGCUACCGUUGGACACGUCGAAUGUCAAUGGACAGGGCCGCGCACAAUACUUAUCAGCCACCUGCGUCGUAUUCACAAACUAUUCCGGCGACACGGCCAGCGUGGUGGAUGAGCACUUUUCGCGGGCGCUCAACUUCAACAACAAAGACAGCAAAGAAACGAGUAGCCCCAUGUCAGCAAGAAACUUCCCACCUUCGUUUUGGAAUAGCAAUUAUGUGCAUCCCGUACCCGCACCAGCACAUCCGCAGGUUGGCGACUUGUACACAUCGGACGGUGGCUACGCAACCGAUCCUUGGGUCCCGCAUGCCGCCGCCGCACAUUAUGGCUCUUAUGCGCAUGCGGCACAUGCUCACGCGGCUCAUGCGCACGCCUACCACCACAAUAUGGCGCAAUACGGUAGCCUGCUGCGGCUGCCACAGCAAUAUAGCCACGGUACCAGAAAUUAUUCUCAUUGCAGACUGCAUCAUGACCAACAGACCGCGCAUGCGCUUGAAAGUGCGGCAGCAUAUUCCAGUUAUCCCACAAUGGCAGGUCUCGAUGCACAAGUGCAGGAGUCAUCUAAGGAUCUUUAUUGGUUUUAAAUUGACGUGUAACGUUCAACCAGGAUUCUCACUCACUCAUACACGAAACACACUCACACGUACGAAACCAAAAUAUAUUCGCAAGCGAUGAUUGUUAUUAUAUAAUUUACUAUAAACAAACAAAAAAUCUCAGUAACUAAGUAUUGAUGGUUCAGCGUUAAUUCAAUUCACGAAAUUCAAUGUUCAUACAUAUAUAAAAUAGCGUAAUGUAAAAAACAACAACAACUAAUACAACAAACAAACAAUGUGAAAAUCUGUAUCUGUAUGUAUUAUGUAAUGUGUAAUUACCUGUGCUGGCUGACCUUAUGGGCUUGUGUGUUAAUAGCGUUCUAAGAUAACUAAGCCACAAAAAAUAAAAUAAAUCGAUUUUCAUAGCAGCAUUAAUUCAAUUAAUUUAUUUAUGUAAUUUUUAACAUACAAUAAAAACCAACAACUAGUUUAAGUUGAAUGCUGCAGCGAUUUCGUUAU